CUGUGAUGAUCCGUUGAAACAAUGUCGUUGAUGCGCAAGGCGUGCCUAAUGCCAUUUAUGUAACGUAAGUAAGAGGAUGAUGUCUAGAGUUCUCUGUUUGACUCUGGCCACACGGUCCUGUUGGCAGUAUCUAUUCCGCCCUCAAUGACUUCCUUCUUCUACUCUUGUUACUCCUCAACUUCAACGUCAUCCUAAUCUUCCAUCAACAACCCUGUGAAUUUAUCUCUCUUGAAACUCCUUGUCGACCAUGGCGAGCAUGAACAACACUCUGACGCGAUACAAAUCGCUUCUUCCUCCAGACGUCAUAAUCGCCGAAUCAAAGCUUAGAUUCGCCGAACUCCAACACGCUAAUUUGGGCGCGCUCGUCUACCCCGAAAACGGCGGAUACUAUCUCAAAUUUCCAGAGGGCAAGGUCGUAGCCAUCGCUAAUGACCGGCUACGCUCCGUUAUUGACGAAAAUCUCGAGAGAGAUGGCAUGCAAGAAGAGGCUAACGAAACUAUGGAGGAUUUACGGAAAGCUGGGAUUGACGCCGAUAGGCUUAAGGCAGAAGCGAGCGAUAAGAUCAAGAGUGAUGGCUGCGUUCGGGAUGGUGAUUGUGAAGAGGAUGCUUCUAAUGAUUUCGACGGGCAUGCCUGUGGUCAACAACCAAAAGCGAAGUCUUAA
This is a messenger RNA of Talaromyces stipitatus ATCC 10500, 664 nucleotides long. RefSeq lists its product as uncharacterized. The transcript has 2 exons. Lineage: Eukaryota; Fungi; Ascomycota; Eurotiomycetes; Eurotiales; Trichocomaceae. The record is from RefSeq and is a predicted model, not a curated record. The coding region runs from base 248 to 664 and encodes 138 amino acids.